GGACAGAGUCUAUGCUAUGGUACGUUGAGCAACUUGACUCGUCUAGACUAAUCUAGAUCUAGAUCUAUAUCUAGAUACAUGAUAGAUCUACAACUGUCCCACAGUGUUGUACAGCAUUAUGAAGAAGAGUGGAAAAUGAAACCUGCACAGUGAUCAGCCAGACUUCUUAAUUCGAUUAAAACCAUGAAUUUUGACAAGAAAAGGAGGGCUCGAGUCCAGGGGGGCUGGGCUGCUCCCAACAAUAAUGCACACAAGUCAAGUGUUCAGCGCCACAGCAAUGGGUCUCGGCCGGCUUCUUCCACUGCAAGCAAGUCUGCCCAUCACACAGAGGCAAACCAAUCUUCUUUCAGUGUAAAUGAAAAUGAGCAAGACAGCACCAAUCCAAUUCAGAGUCACGCAAAAAUCCACUCAGCUCGUACGGAGAAAGAGAAGCCUACUUCAUCAAUGCCUAUUUGGAUGGGGAAAAAUAUUGACCAACCUGUGACAAGGCAGAAAUUCGUUUAUGAGGAACCAGAUGAGGAAAUAAAGGUUAAACCAGCUGACAAGGUUAUCACAAAACCUGGAGUUUAUGACAUCAGCACUGAGCCUUCUGGGGUUUCCAGGCUCCGAUACUUUCCAGACUUUAUAGCACCCUCCCGUUGUGAUGCAAUAUUCGCAGAGUUAUUCAACGAGGUGCCCUGGGGGCAGAGACACGACAUCCACAACGGGAAACAAGCCAUUCAGCCGAGGCUCACGGCCUGGUACGGCGAUCAGCCAUACACGUAUGGGGGAGUCACCGUAGAGCCCAACAUUGAUGAAUGGCCGCUGGCUUUGAAGCAGCUCAAAGAGCAGCUAGCAGAAAUAACCGGCAUUGAGUUUAAUGCUCUGGCCACCAACUUGUACCGUGAUGGACAUGACAGUAUAGGUUGGCACUCUGACGAUGAACCCAUCAUGGGGAAAAGUCCUGUCAUUGCCUCACUGUCUUUUGGGGAUGAGAGAGUCUUUGAGCUGCGCAAGAAACCACCUCCAAACGAUGUGGGAGAACGAGACUACACAUACAGCCAAGUGAUCCGGGUUCCCAUCCGAAGCGGAGCACUUUUGAUCAUGGAGGGCUGGACACAGGCUGACUGGCAGCACCGAGUGCCCAAGGAGUAUCACGACCGCGGCGCUCGCAUCAAUGUCACUUUCAGGAUAGUGAAACCCGUAGGGGAGUGGUGAACAGCAAACGGAAAUUGUGUCUCAGGAACAGGGAUUUGUGCUUGUAAUGCACUCUCCCGUAACGUAUCUCUUAUCUUAAGUUUUAAUUGAAAUAAAAGUAGCUUGUAAAUUAUGCAUGCUUUGGAAGUUGGAACCCAGGUUCUUGAAUGGCUUUAGUUAAAUUUUGGCAUAUUUUUGUGUUUUGUAAAGUUGAUGUAUACAGUAAUACAGUGGGGCAUGGAGAACUCUAAACACAUUGGGGAUUGACAAAUACGUUCAGCACAUCCAUAAUAGGGGAUGUCAAUAAUGAAAAAUUAAAGUGAUAUCAGUCUGGGGAAUGGCAAAUUGUCUGAACUGUCCGUGAUUGUGAUUUUUCUAUGUUCGUGUUAUAUCUGUGCCUGACUGUACCUUUCAGCUUGAGAACUGGGUUGGUACAGUUCUGUGUUGUAUUAAUAAUGCUCAGUACAGUAAAUUAUGAAUUGUUGAUUGUCUCGACUUUGAUCCUGAAGAUAAAAUGAAGGACUUUUCAAAAUCGAAUGUUAUGGUCACCAAUUCUUUGAACACUUUGGGCUGAAAGUGAAAGUAGUGAGAGGAAAAAGUUUUCUUAUCUACUCAUGCAUGUUAGCCUAGUUUGUAUCAACUUUACCUAAGUUCCUGUUUGAAAGAGUUGUAAAUAAGGUGAUGUGUUUUAAGAAAGCCUUGCUGAUGAAUGUUAUUGUAUGUAAAAUCUCAAUGACUAUGCAAACACUGAAUGUAUGUAAAUUACUCAAUAGUGGGCCUUGAGGAGCCAGCAACUGUGAUAUAAUGGUAUUACCAAAAAACUGUUUAUGUUGUACCGCCGAUGUUUCAGUGUUGAUGUAUGAAUGGUAAUUGGUCUUUUGAAACUGAAAAUCCUGUCUGAUUGCAGGAAUGGGCACCUCUGCUUCAUUUAAAACUGACAAAGAAAGUAUAAUAAUAAUGGCCCAUGAUGAUGUGUAUUUAUUUUACUCGAUUUAAUUCAUCAUAAAUUUAAAACUGCAAUUGGACUAUUUAGUCUUGCAAAAAAUCUGAUAUGUGUCUUUUCAGUUCUUUAGAUAAUUAAGUGUUGUACAUCGCCCUAAAAAAUUCCCACCAUACAAAUGAAGUACAAAGCUGGGCAUCCAUUUAAAGAUCUGUUCACUUUUCAUGCCUAUACACACUGCUAAAUUUUUUUUCUGACCUAUUUUAAGUCAUCGUAAAAUGAAAAAAUCAUCAUGUGAUAGACAUGUUCAUGGGCUGAGGUUUCUGAAGUAUAAUAAUGUGAAGUCAGUCCCUUUUUUCCCUCCACUUUUUUCAUUAUGUUUGAUGCAGCAGUGUUGUUGAGAUCAAUUUAUUGUUACAAGAAAAGGUCUCCCCCCCCCCCCUUCCCCACCUUCAUACAUCAUGAUCAUGAUAAUCCUGUGUCUUGUUCCUGUGAGUCAUAACUGCUGCCUCACUGUGUACUGUGACCCCAGGGCCACCUUGUAUGUAGGCUCAGUACUUGGUCAAGCUGUUCUAAAUGGGAAAUGGGUCGGGAAGUGGGGGGGUCUAACUUUACUUUUAGCAUUUUAUUGACUGUGAAAAAGUGUUAGACUCCAAUAAUGUGAUAUGAAUUCAUUUUUACAACCUUGAAAUUUGUCUGAUACAAAUUAACCUGCUAUUGCUUAUAUUUUGUCAAGUUUUUUUUCUUUGUGGUAUUGUAAUAACAUUGUGGGGAAUUAAGAAAUAAUCUCUUGCAGCUUUGGAAAUAAAGGAAACUAUGAUUGCAUUUCAAA
Molecule: messenger RNA, 2948 nt
Organism: Aplysia californica (California sea hare)
Lineage: Eukaryota; Metazoa; Mollusca; Gastropoda; Aplysiida; Aplysiidae
Product: alpha-ketoglutarate-dependent dioxygenase alkB homolog 3
Exons: 8
Coding region: 184-1197 (337 amino acids)
Biological process (GO): DNA alkylation repair; DNA repair
Cellular component (GO): nucleus
Molecular function (GO): dioxygenase activity
Source: RefSeq, a predicted model, not a curated record